UUUUGCCCAGAAAGGGAGGGAGAAGGAGCUUUACGUCAAACGUUAGCGGACACAGUUAUAACAAAAUAUAAAGAUAUAUUCAUAUACUCUGCGUUUUCGGAGGAAUAUUUGAUCACUUUUCACUGGAAUUAUUUACACAACACUCAGGUCAAUGAGGAUGCCGACUGUGAAGUAUCAGAGAGGGGACAAGGUGAUGGGCCGCUGGCCCGGCAGCAGUCUGUAUUAUGAGGUCAAGGUCCUAAGCUUUGACGCCAUCAGUCAGCUCUACACCGUCAUCUACAAGGAUGGUACUGAGCUGGAGCUCAAAGAGCAAGACAUCAAGAGUGUUACUGGUUUCCAGACACGUCCACGCUCUCGCUCUAGGUCACCGGGCCGACGCCGCAGCCGGUCACGCUCCCCAGCCAGGACAACGCGGCGCUCAUCCUCUCGUACAGCGGCGGCAGUUGCUACCGCAGCGAUAACGGACAGCGUCCUGUCCACUAGUCGGGAACCAAAGCUGAAGGACACGUUGGAAGUCAGAGUGACCCCCCUGAAAGAGACAAAAGCAGCAGAGAACAAUAGCAACAAUAAACAUGAGACGAAAGAGGAGAAUAACACACCUGUCAAAGUGAAUGAGAAAUCUGAGGAAAAGGUGGAGGCAGAUGCUGAGAAGAUCCAGGGUCGUUACAAUCUGCGCCGCAGGAAGGACGAUAGCGGAGCCAAACCAUCUGCAGUGACAGCCGAGCAGCUGGAGAAGGAGCCCGCCCAGGUGGCUGCACCUUCUGCUGCUGCUCGCUCCACCGCACUGGACUUUGGAGGUAAAAUAGGGUUUUUUUCUUCUUCAGGAGCAUACUUCUGGCUGCUCUUUCUGCCAGCCUGGGUUCUCUUUCUGGCGCUCCAAGUGAACCUUGAGGACCCCAGCCUCACCAACUUCCCCCCGCCUCUGCCUCCUCUUGAAGCUUUCUGGGAUACCCAGGCCUUUGGCUUUGUCAUCCUCUGGAUCCUCUUCCAGGUCCUGCUCUACAUCCUGCCUGUUGGAAAGCUGAGCGAGGGCAUGCCACUGAGGUCUGGUGAGAGACUGAAGUACAGAACCAAUGGUUUCUUUGCCAUCGUAAUGAGCGCUGCAGCAGUGGCAGCAGCAGUCUACCUGGGCUUUGACCUCACCUACAUCCACAGUCAUUUCCUGCAGCUCGCUGUGGCCUCCUUCCUCAUCUCCGUCCUGCUCAGCAUCUACCUGUAUGUCCGUUCCCGCUAUGCCGCCUCGGAGCAGCUAGCACUGGGAGGAAGCUCAGGCAAUGUGGUUUAUGACUUUUUCAAAGGACAUGAGCUCAAUCCUCGUGUCAAAAACUUUGAUCUGAAAUUCUUCUGUGAGAUGCGUCCUGGACUGAUAGGCUGGUGUUUGAUCAACUUUGCGAUGGCACUGGCUGAGAUGAAGCGGCACGGUCUGGAUGCUCCGUCAUACAGCAUGAUCCUGGUGAACCUCUUCCAGCUGCUCUACGUGGCGGACGGUCUCUGGAACGAGGAGGCGAUCCUGACCACCAUGGACCUGAUGCACGACGGCUUUGGCUUCAUGUUGGCUUUUGGUGAUCUGGUGUGGGUUCCCUUCACUUACACCUUGCAGGCUUAUUACCUGGUCCACCAUCCCAACCCGCUGAGCCUCCCCGCGGUAACAGUCAUCGUCAUACUCAAACUCGUCGGCUUCUACAUCUUCCGGAAAUCCAACUCUGAGAAGAACGCCUUCAGGAGGAACCCAUCAGACCCCAAACUAUCUCACCUGAGGACGAUCCCCACAGCCACAGGGAAGAGUCUCCUGGUCUCUGGCUGGUGGGGUGUGGUGCGUCACCCCAACUACCUGGGAGACCUCAUGAUGGCUCUGGCCUGGUCUCUGCCCUGCGGCUUCAGCCACCUCCUGCCGUGGUACUACAUGAUCUACUUCAUCAUCCUGCUCGUGCACCGAGACUCCCGCGACAUGAGCGAGUGCAGGAGGAAGUACGGGUCGGCGUGGGACGAGUACUGCCGGACGGUUCGCUACCGGAUCAUUCCCCGCGUCUACUGAGGAACCUGACGCUGGACACUCAAGCUGAGGCCUUUUUUUAAAAGAGAAAAAAAGCUCUCAAAUCAAAAAUAUUGACUGACUGAAUUGACUUUUUUUAUUUUUUUAUUUUAAGCAUUUUAAAAAAUCUUUCUGGACUGAAGAAGCUACAGUACAUUGAAGUUUUAUGUCGAAGAAAACAAAGACUCAUUGGUUUUUAUGGACUGUUGGAAGAAUUUUAUUUUUAAGUAGUAAAUACUUAAAAAAAAUGUAAACAAAAAUCUCAAAAUGUGGAGAAAAAAAAGAAAAGUAAAACGCCUCUGCUAGAAACGUCUUGUUAGGAUGUAUAUAUUUGUACAUACACUGCUGUUUUCACAGGAACACACCACUUUUGCUUUGCUCUCAUAUUCAAAAUUGCAGUAUCAUCUUCGCUGUUAUGAGUAACGUGUACGUAUACCCUCCUACUAUCAUAUUACAGCUUCUUUUUAUUGACGAGGAUGGGAUUGAAAUGCUACUUUUUCAAGGAAAAAAAAAAUAACCUGUACAUUUAAUCCAAUGACUGUGUGUUAAAAUGGACGACAUGUUUCCACUGUUAUAAACUAUAGUUGUUAUAGCUGUAUAGUGAUGGUUAGUGUGUGGAGCUGCAGUAUCAAUUAUCUGGUUCCCAUUCAUUCAGCAAUUAUUUUUGGAAAUGUUAUAAAGGAAAUGCACAUUUAUGGGUGUUUGCAGCCUCUGCUGUUUAAUUAUUGGGAGUUAGUUCACAGAGAGGAGACAGUCCACACACUCACUCUCUCAUCUGCUGUUUCAGAUGCAGAAGCUUUAUUUGUUAAAUCUGUUUAAAUUAAAACGCUACGUAAUAAUUUAAUACUGUUGGCGUUUAGUUUGUUUCCAUUCAGGUUUUUCACACACAAAUCCAAAACGUGAAACCUGAAAACCAAACCUAUCAGAAUCAGGAAAAAACUAACCUUCAGAAUCAAUGUUUUUACUUUGUCUCGCACAGGAGUAGGCGGAGUUUUUGUGGCUUCAUGUCCUCCAUCUUUACCUCCUGUCAUUGUUUGGAAAUAGGAAUUGUGUUUUUUUUAUUUGAUUUUUUUCAUCUCAGGACUCAGACCAAACGUUGCAUUAGAGAAAAAGGUUUCGUCUUAAGGAUUUCUUUCGUUGUGUAUAGUUUUGAUGCAUUAGUAGUUUUGACUUCCGAUUUGUAAAAAUAAUGUUUCUGAAGUCUCGAGAAAAGAAAAUGCACUAAUGCAUGAAGGCAUUUUUGUUUCACUUUAUUUUCUUUUUUUUUUAAAAUCGGUUCCAAAGUGUUUUUUAGAUCGGGCGUUUUGCUACCUCAGGUUUAUGGUCUGUGGCUCUUCCUCCUCUGUCCUCUAGGAGGCAGUGUGUGAAUGUGUGAUGUCACUGCUGAAGAGGGGAAAAGGACUUGGACUUUGUUGUGUUUUUAAGUUAGUAACAUUGGCAUCCGUUGAGACUGGGCAUCACAGAUAAUCCCAUCUGAUUUGAAAUUUCAAAGAAACAUCUGUAUUUUUUAUUCUGCUCAUUUAUUUUGAAGUGUUGUCUUUUUUUAUUUCCCACCUCAAACACAUGAAUUAACCAUCGCCAUGUUUCUUGACUGUGUUGCCAUGCAGAGCGACUGUUAACAUUCUAACCUGUGAAUAUGCAAACCCCUCAAAUGAAAAGGCGUUUAUUUUUUCCCACCUGCGCAGCUUUAGGUGAAAACACAAGUAGCAAUAAUAUUAAGGUUGAGUUUUUAAUGCUGUGCUGACUGAAUUCCUUGUAAAUAUCUAUUUUUUAAUCAUAUUAUUUUUUUGCAGUCAAAGAAUUCAAAGUAGCAAUAUUUCUCCGUAGGUAUUUAAUGUUUUAAUUUUAAGUUAAUUAUCGAUUUUUCAACCACUGUAGUUAUGUUUACAGCCAGAUUUGUCACAUUUAUGGGCAAUUCUUCAAAACAUGUAUUUAAAAAAGUGGUAAACUUCAUUAUUGACCGUACUUUCAGACGCCCCCUCAAACACACAUGAUGGUGAUUGUGUUGAUUUAAGAAAAAAAAUGUGAUGGUGGUAAAAAUUCUUAAGUUUAUUUGGCCAGUUAGUGAACGGAGAGCAGUGAAAUCUGUGACAGUAGGAAAAGCUGAUGUGUACAAAUGUUGCAGCAUCAAAUAAAGAUUUACAGUAUUUUUCCUUUUUUUUUA
Molecule: messenger RNA, 4196 nt
Organism: Solea solea (common sole)
Lineage: Eukaryota; Metazoa; Chordata; Actinopteri; Pleuronectiformes; Soleidae
Gene: lbr
Product: lamin B receptor
Exons: 14
Coding region: 152-2035 (627 amino acids)
Biological process (GO): sterol biosynthetic process
Cellular component (GO): nuclear inner membrane
Molecular function (GO): oxidoreductase activity, acting on the CH-CH group of donors, NAD or NADP as acceptor
Source: RefSeq, a predicted model, not a curated record